AGCAAUGGCUUAGCGUCAGAUUGAGGGGACGCCCCGUCCCGCUGCCAGAGCAACUCGUCCUGUCCUUCAGGUUCUUUCAAUUGCGCAUGGCGUUACGGGCGUUUGAUCUGUUCUUGCCCUGAGCUCGGCAUUGCUUGGUCCCACCCAUCUCUUACCUCAUUCAUAGCAUGCGGCUCCAUUGCACACCAGAAACUCACCAUGUCAAUCCCGGUCACUCCUCCUAAGAUCGGCCAGAUGGUUGACAAUGCCAUCAGCAGGUUGAAUGGAAGAUUGGAUCUGCGCUUGCCUCGCCUCCACGGACAGGACGCUGAUCCUUCACGGGAAGACGAAAGCGUCUCGAGAAAGUGCUCCUCCCUUAUUCGCUAUCUCUGCUACAAGACGGACAGCAUCAAUGGCAUUAUGGACCAAUUUGACACCGAGAUUCUUCAGUUAUUCUCGGACUGGAAAUGGAAACCUUUGCAGACUCCUGGAACUCUUCCGGCAUUGUCCAUCACAAAAAGUGCCAUCAACCGCGACCUGACCCAACAAUAUGGUUCGGGUAUGGUAAAACUGAGCAAAAAUGAUCGGAAGCGCGCUCUCGAGUAUUUACACCGCAUGCUGCUGGAAGAAUAUAACCUCACCCAAUUGUCCGACUCCUACACCCGCACAUUAGGUCCUUCUGACCUUAGCCCAACUGCUCCAUCCAGCCAAUUCUCAUUCCAGACAGCCGAUGAGAUUCUCGACGCCUCUUCUGUCGCAGCUCCUAGCACUCCAGAAACAAUGAAGCCCACUACUGAUGAGCCCACUCUCAAAUAUCGAGAUGGCCAAUCUUCUAAGAGAACCAUGAGCUCUUUAAAGUCCUCCACUAAACGACAGCAGACAAUCUCACAAUUUUUUGCUCCUCGAACAGAUGAUACAUUCUCACAUCCUAUACCUCAGCCGAUCUCUUUCACCACAGAGGCUUCUUCAAGACAAUCUGCCAUUUUCAGCGAUGUCGACCAGCGACGUGAUUCUCUCAGCUGCAGCGACACAUCAUUUGAACCCUCCACCAGCGACUUUAAGGAGGAAUUCUGGCCUACUCAGGAGUACAAGGAGUUUGAUGAACUCAUGCAACAUGAGAUCUCCAGACAGAUCCAUGGUCAGAUCCCCUUGCCUGCAGCCUCCUCGCCUCCUGCUCCUGCUCCUACUUCUUGCGAUGUCAAUGAUGCGCAAGCCAAACCCCUUCUCAAACGACAUGAACUACCAAAUGUUGGGGAAAACUUCAUACUUGCAUAUGAAAUUGAGAGGUUAGCAUCGGAUUUUAACAUGACACCAACAGAAUUCUACAGCCACUUUAACCAUGAUCCCUCAAGUCUCACACCGGACAACUUUUGGCUUCAGGUUAAGGAGGUUAGAUCAAAGUAUGAAGGCCUACCCUUCCCGACAAGGUCUCCUCUGCAGGACUGGACGGGGCUUGAAGAGCGGGGAGCCGGCAAACCCGAAAACAGUAUUACCUUUAGCGGCUCACUAGAGUGGAGUAGCUCAAAGGAUCCUACUCUUUUCAAGCUCCGCCUGAGCCCAAUACAGAAAGACAAAUCAUGUCGUUUUUAUAGAAAGUUCGGUUCAGACCGAUUCCUUGUCCUGUCAGUACCUAUAUUGUCAGAACCCCCAGGAGAGAAACACCAUGACCGGAUUUGCAACAUGCUUGCAACAGAAUCUCUCGAAAUUGCUGGGAGGCACUGGAGAGUUUUCUUUGUGGCCCAUGAAAAGGCAAAGAAGAAGAGAAAACCUAAGGAUAAUGAAAGGUUCUAUGAAAGGUUCAACGGACGUUUGAAAAUCCACCUCUUCGCCGAACAUGGCUGUGGAAUAGCGCCAGAUUGUCUUCCCGACCUCUCUCACGUCAACCCAGCAGCCCACUCCAAGAUAUCAGUCGAAGACAUGAUAGAGUGGCACAUGCCGCUCAAUGAUAACCUUUCCUCAACCGAUCUGAAACUAUUUUCUCGAAUACAUCUUGGUCUAUCCAAAACAACCCCGACCGUCACCUUGCAACCCCAUGAGUUUGUCUACACUCCAGAUCCUCCGGGGAAGCCAGUAAUGAACGAUGGAUGCGCGUUAAUGUCGUUGGAUUAUGCGAAUGCAGUUUGGAAGGCAUUUGGCGGUUCUGACCCGCUGCCAUGUGCGUUUCAAGGAAGAAUAGGUGGCGCGAAGGGUCUAUGGCUAGUCGACUAUACAAACAAGUAUAACGACAAGGACAACCCAGUGAGCGAACGAGGCUUCUGGAUCGAAGUUUCUGAUUCACAGCUCAAGAUCAAGCCUCACCCCCGAGAUCGACCGGAAAGCGACGAUUCUCAGCGAACCUUUGAAUUGGUGAAGCACAGCUCUAAUGCAUCCAAGGGCCAUUUGAAUACUCAGCUGAUCAAUAUUCUCGAAGAUCGCGGGAGCGGCCAUGUCCGCGAGGUGUUGGCACGGCGCUUACUUGAAGAUAUAAGUAGUGUUACAAGCACGCUAUCCCAGGCAAUGAAUAGCCCUACAGGUCUACUACUCUGGCUCAAUGAGUUUUUUCAGGGACGCCCUUCUGGAAGACUCAUCGGGUGCUUUCCGGCGGACAGAGCAGAGCAGUGCAGCAUGCUCCUCGGCUCCGGGUUUAAACCCCGAGAGAAUAGUAUGAUUGUUGAUGCAGUCAAAGCUAUCCUCGACAAUUAUACAAAAAGUUAUGUGGAGAAGCUGUGGAUCAGUCUCCCCUUUUCAACAACAGUCUUUUGUGCCCCCGACCCAACUGGCCUACUCCGUCCAAACGAGGUAUAUCUCGGCUUCUCAGAAGCCAAUAUUGAUCCUCGAUCUGGGGGGUCUCAGAACGCGCUGAAUAAUAUCGAUGUCCUUGUGGCCCGAAAUCCGGCAUAUCUAUCGUCAGAUAUGCAGCUUCGGCGAGCUGUCUCCUAUCAGGAGCUCUUGAAUUACAGAGACAUUAUCUUAUUUUCAACACAAGGCGACACCCCAACUGCCUCCCUUCUUUCUGGGGGCGAUUACGACGGUGAUAUGGUUACCGUUAUCUGGGACCCUGAGAUUGUGGAUAGCUUCCAUAAUAUCAGCAAGACCGACUUACCAAGCGAAAAGCAACUCGGAAUGGUUAACAAGUCAAGAGCUCUUCAAGACAUUUUUGUAUCUGGAAAACCCCAAGCCUAUAGCUUCAGUGAUUUCAUGAAAGGAUGCAUCAAAUUCAAUUCCACUUCGAGCUUGAUGGGACAGUGUUCAAGUGAACAUGAAAAGCUCAUAUACAGCCUUAGCCUCAGCGCCAUGCCUGAAUAUUCAGUUCUCUCACAAACCGGACCGGUAAAGCUUGCGGCGCUUGCCGGAUACCUUGUUGACCAGAGCAAACAGGGCUGGGAGCUGCCGUACUGGCCCACGUUUCGGCGAGAGGCCUGUGGGCAAUUCCUUUUAGAAAGUCCAGCUUAUAAGAGCCCUGGACAGCACAAGAGUCGGAAUUACAGCAACAUCAUCGAUCAUCUGAUGUUCAAUGUCGCUGGUCCCCAUGUAAAAAAAGUUGCCACCGAUUUCCAGAAAUUCACCUCGGAAUUUACAUAUGAUUCUUCACUCUCUGCAGAGUGGAAGAAUAUGACGGAGUUGGCGGGGGGCAAAGGCAAUAAGAAACCUCGAGAUACUGUUCUCUAUGGGUUGUUGUUCGGUGAUGGAGGUCUACAACCUUCAGUCGAAGCACUGUCGGCACACGCGGAAAAGAUACUGGCGCCCACGAACUCCUUUACGGCUAACGGAUCGAUCACCUCGAGCUCAUUUGCCGCAAACCACACAGCGAUCUUCGAGCAGUUUCAAGCAAUCCUGCCAAAUGACAAGAAUGACCGGCUAUGGCAUGAGCAUCAAUGGCACGGUCCUCACUCACAGUGGUCACGAUUGAAAGCCUCGUAUCUUUAUUUCUUACGGUAUAGCAAGGGUCAGCAUCGCCCCUGGAUAUGGUAUGUGGCCGGUCGACAGCUUUGUGAGCUCAAAGCGAUGCAGGAGAAGGACUCACAUAUGAUGAGGGACUUGGUGCUUCAGCUGAUGAAAUUCGAUGCCAAACACGCCAAACGCGUGGAUGAGGAAAGACAAGAUACUGGUGAUGACGGCGUGAACCAAGAAAUGACCGAGUAACGUUGGCCGAAGCAGCCGAAUGAAAUAAGCAGUGGUUAUGACAGAUGCAGGGAUUGGAU
Messenger RNA from Exophiala mesophila, 4160 nucleotides. RefSeq lists its product as uncharacterized. Gene Ontology annotation, biological process: siRNA processing. Gene Ontology annotation, molecular function: RNA-directed RNA polymerase activity. Lineage: Eukaryota; Fungi; Ascomycota; Eurotiomycetes; Chaetothyriales; Herpotrichiellaceae. Gene Ontology annotation, cellular component: nuclear RNA-directed RNA polymerase complex. Bases 199 to 4101 code for a protein of 1300 amino acids. The transcript is spliced from 2 exons. The record is from RefSeq and is a predicted model, not a curated record.